AUGUGGCCUCUCUGGACCGCCACAGCUUUGCUAGCAGCCGGCGCAGCUCAAGCAGACCCCAGCGCAAGCGGCUCAAACUCGACCAAGUUGGACGUUCCACUGAACGCAGACGGCGCUUCGAUACCCCACGCCAACUCGUUUGCUUCCUUCUCGUUCGAGCCGGCCUUCUGGGUCGAGUUCUUCGGUAACGCAAGCACGCCGAACAACCUCACAUUCACCCUCCUCAAUCGAAUCCAUGAACAUGGUGGCCAUCCGGUCAUCCGGCCCGGUGGCAUCACCAUGGACAGCAUGAUAUUUGACCCAGAAGGCGGAGAUCCCGUCCGCACCACCAGCCCCGGGGGAGGCGUUUGGCGGACGACUGUCGGCCCGGACUACUACCACAGCUGGGACAACUUCCCCAACGGCACCAAGUUCAUCUCCACGCUCAACUUUGGCAACGAGAGCUUGGACAUCGCCAAGGGCCUGGCGGUCGCUUCCGUCACUUACCAGGGCGACAAGAUUGCGUACUACGAGCUGGGCAACGAACCCACAAACUACGAGCGGAGCCGCUGGAAUUUCUCGACGGAUGCCUACGUCCACGAGUGGAAGGAAUACACGCGCGGGAUCGACGCCGCCGUCAACGCCACCGGCCACUCCGACCUCCCAAGCGAGCGCUGGUGGGCCUCGUCGGCGACGACCGACGAUUCCGGCCUGGAUGUGCUGCCCAUCGCCCUCAUCCCGGCCGGGAUCGACUCGGAGCACCAGGUCGGCGUCUACUCGAUCCAUUCCUACGCCUUCUCCACCUGCGACCCGGCCCGGGCCGCCCUCGCGACCAUCCCGAACAUCCUGAACCACACCGAGCUCGUCCGGUACUGCGACGAGGAGAUCUACCCGUCCGCCCGCGCGGCCCUCGACGUCGGCAAGCGCUGGUCCAUUGGCGAGUUCAACUCCGUCAGCUGCUCGGGCGCGCCCAACGUCACCGACACCUUCGCCCAGGCCCUCUGGGUCGUCGACACCCAGCUCAUCUACGCCACCCGCAACGCCUCGGCCGUCCACCUGCACCAGGGCGCCACCCUCGCCUUCCAGUCCUCGGACCAGGUCAACACCCCCGGCGAGGACGGCACCCCCGGGUACAGCACGUACUCGAUGCUCUACCCGCGCGACAGCUCCCUGCGCGGCCCCGCGCGCACCCUGCCCUCGUUCCUCGGGCAGCUGUUCAUGGCCGAGGCCCUUGCCGUCCCGGACACCCGCGUCCGGGCCCUCGCGCCGCCGCCCGGCGUCGCCCCCGACUCCUUCGCCGCGUACGCCUUCUACGUGGCCGGCCGGGUCUCCAAGCUCGCCCUCGUCAACAUGAAGCCGUACUACGCCAGCUCGACCUCGGACUACACCGUCCGUCUGGACCUGUCGGACCUGGUGCGCGCGGGGACGGGGGGCAGCGUGCGCGCCAAGAGGAUGACGGCGCCUUACGUGAACACGGGCGACAGCAAGCUGUCGACGUGGGCCGGGCAGGCGUUCCCUCAAGGCGAGCCGGUGGGCGAGACGGUCGUCGAGACCGUCGGUGAUGACGGAGUUGUCGAGGUCAGGGGAAGCGAGGCCGUCUUGGUGUUCUUUAACGAGGAGGAAGUACAUGGCUUGUGA
Molecule: messenger RNA, 1617 nt
Organism: Colletotrichum graminicola M1.001
Lineage: Eukaryota; Fungi; Ascomycota; Sordariomycetes; Glomerellales; Glomerellaceae
Product: glycoside hydrolase family 79 protein
Exons: 1
Coding region: 1-1617 (538 amino acids)
Source: RefSeq, a predicted model, not a curated record